Conger conger (European conger) is the source of this 2088-nucleotide messenger RNA. RefSeq names its product MARVEL domain containing 3 (gene marveld3). NCBI's taxonomy places the organism in Eukaryota, Metazoa, Chordata, Actinopteri, Anguilliformes, Congridae. The record is from RefSeq and is a predicted model, not a curated record. The transcript is spliced from 4 exons. Gene Ontology annotation, cellular component: membrane. The coding region runs from base 175 to 1113 and encodes 312 amino acids.
AAGGCACUUCUCGCCAGCAAGCGACACAUCUUGGGAGUUACAGCAGGUUGCUGUUUACAGAUAACCUAAACUACAGAACAGAUUAGAUAGGCUUCGCGAAACAAAGAUACUGUUCGCCUACUCGGCGGCAAAUAAAGCUUUUUUUUUUAAGCUGAGUGAACAGACCCGAGGCCGAUGAGGAAGUCGGAGGGCGGCAGGCACUAUGAGAGUUCUCCGAAUGGAGGAAGGGAUCCGCAGCGCGAUCGAGACCAUCCUCGGAACAAGCGGAGAGCGGAGGACAGGAGAGACGAUCAACGUUACAGAGAGGAGAGAGACCCAAGACAGGACCGGAGGAAUGGUAGAGAAAGAGAAUACCCCGACAGAGCGAGGGACACCCCACCUUACAGGGACUCAAGGGAACCUCAAGAAACGUACACUCCGUCUCCUGUGCCCCCCACAGAAAUGGACCGUCAUGAACCACAGUUCAAAGAAGCGCUUUACAACUUCAGAUACAUUUUAACAUCAAGAGGGUUGUGCCAGGUGAUGGAUUUCUUUGUGAACAUGCUGAUAGUGAUCUGUGCGGGAGUGUCCCACAGCUCCUCUGGAGGGUACCGGAAUCUGGCCAGCCUCGGCGGGAUCUACUCUUACUACUUUGGGGGAGCCAACGCCUUCACGGGAGCCGAGGCGGACCGGGUGCAGGAGCUGGACAGGCUGUUCUACCAGCUCAAGCUGCCCCCCUACGUGUUCAGCAUGGCGGCCGGCGGGGCCCUGAUGGUCUACAGCCUGGCCGUGCUGCUGCUGGGCGUGUUUCGGGUGCCCUUCCGCUGGCCCGGGGCGCUGCUGGGGGAGGGGGUCCUGGACGGGCUCAUCUCCCUGGGGUACAUCCCUGCGCUGGCCUUCUACUUCAUCAAGAUCCAGGAGAGCUACAACUCCCCCAUCUGCAAGGAGCGGGAGGAGCUGUACAAGAGCAAAGGCCACCAGGGCUUCGAGUGCCAGCUGCAUGGGGCGGACAUCGCCGGGGGGCUGUUCGGCGUGCUGGGGGUCAUCGCCUUCGCCUUCAGCGCCGUGCUCGCCAUCCGGGCCUUCAGGGAGGUGCGGGAGCGCAAGAGGCGCCGGGCCCAGCAGAACAUUUAGACCCGGUUCCUGUCCCCCCAGUCACGACAGCUGGGAGGACUACCAGCUUUAUCGUUCAUUUAUACAACAUUUUCCAUUCGGAGCCUGUAGCCUAGUGGCUAUGGUACAUGACUGAGGCAGCCUGUAGCCUAGUGGCUAAGGUACAUGACUGGGGCAGCCUGUAGCCUCGUGGCUAUGGUACAUGACUGGGACAGCCUGUAGCCUAGUGGCUAAGGUACAUGACUGGGGCAGCCUGUAGCCUCGUGGCUAUGGUACAUGACUGGGACAGCCUGUAGCCUCGUGGCUAUGGUACAUGACUGGGGCAGCUUGUAGCCUUGUGGCUAAGGUACAUGACUGGGACAGCCUGUAGCCUAGUGGCUAUGGUACAUGACUGGGACAGCCUGUAGCCUUGUGGCUAAGGUACAUGACUGGGGCAGCCUGUAGCCUAGUGGCAAAGGUACAUGACUGGGACAGCCUGUAGCCUUGUGGCUAAGGUACAUGACUGGGACAGCCUGUAGCCUUGUGGCUAUGGUACAUGACUGGGACAGCCUGUAGCCUUGUGGCUACGAUGAGCAGCGAUGAGAUCUUGAGUAAGGCCCUUAACCUCACAUUGAUCCAGGGAGGAACUGGUGCAAUUUGUCUAAUCAACUUUAAGUCGCUUUGGACAAAAGCAUCAGCUAAAUAACAAAUUAUUUCAAAUUAUAGGUGGGAUUAGAACCAAUAUCUGAUCAGAGGAUAUCUAAAGAUAAUGUUUAUAUCUAGUGGAAAGACAAUUGGAGUUUUUCUUUAAAAAAAUUAAUCCAUAUUUCUUAGUCAAAGAUAUACAUCCCUCUAAUUAACUUUUGAAUUUUUCAAUGGCUACCAUUGCCACGUUUAGUUUUUUGUACACUGUAAAAUGUUUUAAAUGGUCAUUUUAUAAUGUGAAAAUCUCGUCAUUUUUAUGAACAAAAAUGAAUUUUGUAUUCGUUUUUAAAAAAAAUAAAUGCUAUAAACACA